Messenger RNA from Emiliania huxleyi CCMP1516, 414 nucleotides. RefSeq lists its product as hypothetical. The record is from RefSeq and is a predicted model, not a curated record. The transcript has a single exon. Lineage: Eukaryota; Haptophyta; Isochrysidales; Noelaerhabdaceae. Bases 1 to 414 code for a protein of 137 amino acids.
AUGGCGGGCGCACGCUUCUGCGCCAUCGCUGCGGGCGACACGCCGUCGACGGGACGGCUCUACGACAGCAUCGCGUGCCUGUGCGUCCCUGUCAUCCUUGUCGACGAUUUGCAGCUCCCCUUCCCACGCACGCGCCCGCUUCCACCCUCCUCCUACGGCGUGCGCUAUCCAGAGGCGGACUUCCUGGCCGAUCCGCUCGGCGCGGCCCGCCGCAUCCUCGAGGGAGCGGCCGGCCCGCCGGGAGCCCGCAACUGGCGGGGUAUGCAGAGGCUCCUCCUGCCUGCACGGCGUGCGCUCGCCUACCGGCACGCGCACUCCGACGUCGCCACCCUCGUCCUUCGCGAGGCGUGGGCCGGCUGCCUGCAAGAGCGCCGUAGCACCGCGAGGCCGGUUUCGCAGGUGGCCAAGUGCUGA